Molecule: messenger RNA, 2178 nt
Organism: Phytomonas sp. Hart1
Lineage: Eukaryota; Euglenozoa; Kinetoplastea; Trypanosomatida; Trypanosomatidae
Source: the annotation of a GenBank genome assembly
AUGCGCUGUUGGCGAUCAACUAUAUUGAGAAUAUGUAGCCUCGCGGGAUCAAACACCGCGCGUUUCCCUCUUAUUCCGUCUUUCGCAUCACACGGUACCACCUUUUUUGCCACCGCAACUCCACCUUCCAUAUCAAGCCUUCCUUUACAGGAAGAGAUGCAGGCGAAGGGCUUUGUAAACUCCACUCCGAACUUUUCCUACAAUUUCUCAGAUGCAACCUCGACUUCCGAUUCUUCCGUCCCGUUUGCUUUUCAAACUACCCCCGCGUUGGGGGUGGAUCUCAUAAAGGAUCUUCAUGGGCCAUGGUUAGUAAUGACCGACGACCUACAGGGAGAGCUUUUUGUCGACCAUGACGCCUUUCUUUACUACCGCCCGGCGAACGGCAUCGGCUACGGCGUGGGCAAGAUAAAUCUCCUCAGCGGCGAGAGCGAGCUCGGCAGCGCCUUUGACGCUACGCUUAUGGUGUAUAGUUAUUCCCAAACCGAACGAUUCGCCCCCCUACACGGCAUCACUCUACAGAUUACGGGAAUGGUGAAUAAGGUCUCCGCGAAGCCCCCUCAGUCGUAUACGACAUUUUCGCUUAUCGGAAUUUGGCAAAAGGACGAUCCGAAUGCGGAUCCAAACCAAGACGGGAACCUUUCUCUCGGAGAUUCUUAUAAUCAAGGCAAACUUGCAAAUAAUGAGGGUCUUCAGCAGGAGGCAAAGGGCGCCGAAAUGGAUGCGAGCACGAUGCAGGAGGAUUCAUCUCAAUUACCAAACACUUCGGAUAAAAAUAAAACUAAAAAUAAUAAUAUUAGAAAGACUGGACAGUUUAACGCGGCGAAGCUCUCGCCGUGGGUUCCAACGCCGAAGGAUGCCCCUUGGCAGCCAAAUGAGGAGCUCCAGUCCAUGCUUAAACAAGUUUUCCCACAGGAUCUGAAGCUCACUUCACAUCUCCGCCGCGCGGCGGAAUCUAAAGAGGCACAUGCCCGCGUUUUCACCCCAUCUUCCGGAAAGGAGAAGGACGUGGAUAAAGACGAGGAGCUUCUUUCCGUGAUCUUCCGACCAAACCCACUCCAUCAUAUCGACCUUUCCCAAUACAAAGUCGGGCGUAUCCCUCACAUCUACUACAUUCCCGACUACAUCAACGAGGACGAGGAGCGACAGAUUCUCGAAUUUGUGAAAAACACCCCGAAGGAGCUCAAAUCAUCGCUGACAAAGCGCACAGCGCAGGAGUGGGGCUGCUCCAUGUGUGAGGAAUGUCGUCAGAGCUUUGUGAGCGACGCGAAUAUGCCGGAUUGGGUCCAGCAAUGCACGGACAUGCUCGUUCACGAUGGGAUUUUCGGCCCUAGCACCUUCCCGAACUCCGUGCGGGUUCACGAGUACGAAAAGGGGGAGGGCAUCGGCCCCCACACCGACGGCCCGAUUUACCUCCCGCAGGUGAGUGUGCUUUCUCUGGCCUCGACCUCCGUGAUGGGGUUUUACCCCCACACCCCCCUUCAUCUGGAGAACCCGAUGGAGCACUACAACGACACGUUUAAAUUCGAAACGGCGCGGGGGCGGCGGCUGGAGACGAUCGUGAUGGAGCCCCGCUCCCUGCUGAUCUUCCGUGGGGCCGCCUAUUAUUAUCACCCCCACGGCGUCUCGGACGAGGAGGUUGAGGAACUCACGUCGGAGGUCGCGAAUCGCCAUUUUUUACGGGAGAAGGAUAUCAUGCGGGUGGAGAGGCGGUAUCGCGUGAGUCUCACGACGAGGAAUCUUCUCACACGGUGCAAUCACCAGCCGAAUCGGGCGGAAUACAAUAUGAAACGCAUGUGGCAUCUUUAUCAUCACCUGCCACUACCAAAUCCGCUUUUUACUCCCUCUCCCCUUAUCGUCAAGGAGGAUUCUGGUAUUACAACAGAAUCUUCUUCUUCUCCUUCUUACCCUUCAUCAUCGUCAUCUUCGUUAAAUUCUAUAGGGCCUCUUUCGCCAAAACUGAUGGAAAAGUGGGAAAGUAAGAUGGAUCGUAUUUUCACCCAGCAAGCGGCACUAUCGGCGGAGGUGAAGGAGCUCAAAAUGCUUUUGGCAGGGUUCAUCUCCACCGGGAAUAGCUACCAAAAGGAGACGGCCGGUGUGCUUAACGGCCUUACAAAAUCUCUCCUUGAGGUAGAUUCCAAACUUGAGGAUCUGAUGGAUACAGUACAGAUUCAAAAAUAG